UGUCACUAUGCUCAGUAACUAGCUCAAGUACAGUGAUUCUUGUAGUCUACUUUCAACUAAACAUGCAGCAGUUAGCUGAUUCCCAGACUGCAUUGGGACGUUACUUCCUGUUGCAUUUCGCAUGCGAGCUACACCACGAGCCGGUCCUUCAAAUAUACACCUACCUGGCUCAAGAAAUUCGUGUAUCCAUCUUCAUCCCGAAAGACGAUUCUCAGGAGGAUGCCCAACAUAUGACGGUCCAGAAGUCGCUAGUCUCGGAGUACCAAAUCCCUCUUGAGUAUCUGAAUUGGCAAAUUGAGACUUACCAGAAGCCUUUCAAGCUCUCUGCAAAAUACCUCUUUGGCGUCACGGUGCUGAUGUAUGCCCAGGUGUCCAGCGGCAGCUUCAUGCUCAUUCCUUUACAGAACUUCGGCACCUCCUAUUAUGCCGUGACUCUAGAUUAUGACAAUGUCGUAUCAAACGGCACAUAUCUGCUCAACUUCCUACUGGUGAUGUCAGGACUGGACGAGGUCAGGCUAACGGUAAACGUAGUGGGGCAGGACAUUAAUAUUACAUACUGCAAUAAGGACAAAGUCCUAGAGUACUGUGAAGCCAUUGUCGUUGAUAUGCCAAGGUUAGUGGUGUUUACACUGAUGGAAUGCUCUCCAACUGUUGUCAAUGGUUCAAAACUAUUAUCCGGAACACACAUUAAAGCUACUGAUGUGGUAGGAGUCAUUUCCGGAAGUUGUAGAGGCAGCAGAAGUGACGCUGGAGUGCUCAGUUGCGAUGAGAAUGCAAUAGGCAUGCUGCUUCCUGAGCCAAGCUAUGGAGAGGAAUUCGUAGUUUUUCAAAGUCAAGCAAUUAUUAAACUUUUGGUCGAUCCGAUCAACACAAUCGCAAACACGAAUUCGUGCCAGCUGGUCGACUCAGACAAUCCUGAACAGAGGAAUGAGUUUAUACUUGAUAUGAGCCCAGCACAGCAACAUUGCAUUUUGACCACUGAUAAACCCGCGUCUGUUUAUCUUGUGUACUAUCGUAAAGAAUGUGGUGGCCUGGAAUAUUUGGAUUUCCUUUCUCUGUUACCCACGAGUGUCUACUUUCAGAGAUACGUUUGGAGAGCAUUAAAGUUGUCUGAUGCCGGCAGCAAGAUUACGCUUUUUGUGAUUUGUCGUGACCAAGACAGGGAACAGUUGCUAGUUGACGACAAACAGUUAGAAUAUGUGUGGCAGGAUAUAGCUGGAAGCUCGCUCUGGAAGUUGGGAGUCACUGAGAUCACAGAAGGAUUUCACAUGGCGAACCACACAUCCGAAUUCGGCGCGUACAUCAUAUACACCAGCGACAGCACAACGACGUUAAAUAUUCUGGGCUACAAUCUAGUUUAUAUGUCAUGUGAAGACACAGUUCAUUUAAUGUUGCCUGGAGAUCUAGUAGAUAAUGACUGUGACGGGACAGUGGAUGAAGAAAUUUUAAAUAACCAAGACGAUGAUAAAGACACGAAGAUUGACGAAGAUCUAGCGAUGUCAGAAAGCACGGAUCAACAGGAGUGUCCGCCUAUGACCUUUGGCCCCAACUGUAGCAUCAGCUGCGCCAACUGCAAGAAUUGUGACAAAGAGACUGGCACGUGCUCUCAAUGUUCCUCAGGGUUCCAACUGGAGCAGAACCACUGCGACAAAGAGUGCCCGGAUAUGACGUUUGGGGAAAACUGUUCGGGAAAUUGCUACAGCAAAUGUGGAGAAGAUUGUCUGGAUAGGAUCUAUGGCUCUUGUUCACGGCUUUCGAUUAGCAACUUACAGGAUCUGCCAGGCGGCCUAGUCUCGUCCAUGAUCAUUUUGUUAAUACCUACCAUACUCUUCGGUGUUUCCUUGCUAUGCAAAAAACGAAGUGAAAAAUAUCCGCCUGGAUACUUUGAAUAAGAGUGAUGUUCCCUUGUUGGCAUAACGACCUAUAACAACGUACUCGAGAAAGAGAGACGACGUCAUACCAGCCAAAAACACGGUCAGAGGCGACAUUAUUAAUACUGUAUUGUCAAGACCCAUCCAACAAUGAAUGCUAUACUCAACUCACCCUGUUCAAUAUAUCUAACUUAAUAUCUGUUUCCAAGCAACGCCAGUUCUGAGUAAGUGGAGGACUUCGCCAGAUUUUUGUGUAAGCCCCUCUUCAAGCUACUUAUAUAAAUGCAAUUAAAAAUAUGAUAAUGAGUGAAGGCCUACUUGUACAUUUAAUCUAAUUCUCCUUAUUUUUUUAUGCAUGUAGCUCUUAACCACAUUUCUGUUUAUUUUCUAAAUGCUGAUGUCCCUAUUAUAUGCAUUAAUCAAAAUUUGACUCACAAACCAUAAAUAACUACUUCUUUAGUGAUUCCUAUUUCAUGGGAUUGAUGUCAUAGACAAGGCUGCUAGAAAUAAUUAGGUUAUAUGAGUACAUCAUACUUUGUUAUAGAUCUUGAAUAUUAGCUAUAUAUUCGUGUCAAUCUAUAUAGGAAAAUCUUGAAUUUGUAUAUGUAAAGAAAUAUC
Biomphalaria glabrata is the source of this 2489-nucleotide messenger RNA. RefSeq lists its product as uncharacterized. The transcript has 16 exons. The record is from RefSeq and is a predicted model, not a curated record. NCBI's taxonomy places the organism in Eukaryota, Metazoa, Mollusca, Gastropoda, Planorbidae. Bases 63 to 1892 code for a protein of 609 amino acids.